Messenger RNA from Juglans microcarpa x Juglans regia, 435 nucleotides. RefSeq lists its product as uncharacterized. The record is from RefSeq and is a predicted model, not a curated record. Gene Ontology annotation, molecular function: nucleic acid binding; RNA-DNA hybrid ribonuclease activity. Lineage: Eukaryota; Viridiplantae; Streptophyta; Magnoliopsida; Fagales; Juglandaceae. The transcript has a single exon. The coding region runs from base 1 to 435 and encodes 144 amino acids.
AUGGGAGAUGGUGUGGUGAUCAGAGAUUCAAAUAGCAGUGUACAAGCAGUCUUGACAUUCUAUAAGGAUCAUAUCUCAUCAGCUCUCCAAACCAAAAGGAUGGCCCUCCUCAGAGCUAUGGAAUUGUGUUCUGAACUUGGUUUUAACCAAAUCUGUUUUGAAGGGGAUGCUAAGCUUGUUGUUGAUGCAGUUAACACCAAACAAGUAGAUAACUCAUGGUUGGGCCAAUUGACAGAGGAUAUACAACAAAUAAUAAAGUACAAUCAAGCAUGCUGUCUUAAUUUUGCUUACAGAUCAGAAAACAAAGCUGCCUAUACAGUAGCAAAACUGGCUAUUAGGAAUGAUAAGGAAACCAUCUGGCUAGAGGAGGGUCCUCUAGAGGUUUUAAACAUAGUUCAAGGGGACUCUUUCAUGUAUGAUAUAAUCGUUUCUUGA